UCAUACUUUUGUUUAGAUUUUCAAAAUAAUAAAUAUUAAGAAAAUAACUAUUAAUUAUGAGUCGCACGGAACAAACUUUCGAUGACCUGAAGUCCUACUUCCGUGGCCAUAGCAAAAUUCGGGAGCAGAGGGCUCACAUGUCCAAGGUUCACUCUGUUUGCUGGAACGCCGAUGGUCGUCACCUUGCGUCCGGAUCAUUUGACAAGACUGUGGCUGUUUACUCAUUGGAACGGGAUCGCUUUGUAAAGGGCAGCAUUUAUCGGGGACACACUGCAUCCGUGGAUCAGCUGUGUUGGCAUCGCACCAAUGCCGACCAGUUUGCUACCGCCAGCGGGGACAAAACUGUGAGGAUCUGGGACAUAAGGGCGGGAAAAUGUGUUUCGGUAACUAACACAAAGGGAGAGAACAUCAAUAUUGCCUGGUCACCGGAUGGCAAGACGAUCGCCGUGGGUAACAAAGAAGACCUGAUAACUUUCAUAGAUACGCGCACGAAUAAGAUCCGCGUGGAGGAGCCCUUUAGUUUCGAGGUCAACGAGAUCUCGUGGAACAAUACAAAUGAUCUGUUCUUCUUAACAAAUGGACUUGGAUGUAUGCAUAUCCUCAAUUAUCCCAGCCUGGAGCACCAGAUGACCUUAAAGGCUCAUCCCGCCAACUGCAUUUGCAUAGAGUUUGGACCAACGGGCAAAUAUUUCGCUACUGGCUCGGCAGAUGCCCAAGUCUCCUUGUGGGAUGCCAACGAAUUGGCUUGCCUGCGCAUGAUCAGCCGCUUGGAGUGGCCCGUUCGCACCAUAUCCUUCAGCCACGACGAACGACUGAUUGCCUCGGCUAGCGAGGACCUCAUCAUAGACAUUGCCUUCACAGAGACGGGAGAACGAGUAACCGAUAUACAUGUGGAUGCUUCAACAUUUACGGUAGCUUGGCAUCCCAAGCAAUACUUGUUGGCCUACGCUUGCGAUGAGAAAGAUAGCGACCGGCGGCGAGACGCUGGCAAUGUUAAGAUAUACGGUUUUCCCGAAUAAACUUUAGUUUAAGGCA
Molecule: messenger RNA, 1035 nt
Organism: Drosophila eugracilis
Lineage: Eukaryota; Metazoa; Arthropoda; Insecta; Diptera; Drosophilidae
Gene: tex
Product: THO complex subunit 3
Exons: 3
Coding region: 57-1019 (320 amino acids)
Biological process (GO): mRNA export from nucleus
Cellular component (GO): THO complex part of transcription export complex
Molecular function (GO): protein binding
Source: RefSeq, a predicted model, not a curated record